AUGGCGAAGGCAGAUAUGAUGGUGUGGGACUUGGGAACUGGGGGUAGGAGGGUGAAGGAAUUCAAGGGUGAGGGUACUCAGAGGAGCGCGGGAAAACCAGGGCCACAAAGCCGAGGAGUAGACACUGGGGCUGGAGAGCAGAGAAGCCGAGGAGUGGAUGGAUGGAAGCGGAGGCAGGCAUGCAGCAGAGGUACAAGACAGACGGUCAGGCGCCACCGCCACGGAGUCAGGUCUUUGCUACAGGUCGAGGAGAAACAUCCUGAAGAUGAUUUCCACACUUACAUCUGCCUGCAGAAGGAGUCCCUCAGGUGUUUCUUUGAAGUGUGCCAUGUGUUGGCAACAGCAGCUGACGUUGAACAAACACUACAGCUUCCUGACUCUUCAAGACUAAUUGUCUUAGGUGAAUUGCUGACAGCAAGCUUUUGGAUGCUGAGCGUCGAGGGUCAGGUGGUUUUGACUCCACAUCCCAACUUCUUGGCUGGAGUGGCAGCUUUGUUUUCUAGCUACUACAACUUCAAUCUGGUGUACCAGGAGCAAGCAUCUUGCACACUGGUAUUCAUUCAAAGAUGCUUUAUUGGACUGAACCCCUCCAGUGGGACCAAGACAACAAAGAUGGUGAGCCAAAAACGUGGGAAGGUACAGGAGAAGAAGAGAAACCCUCACAUUUCCUCUCUACUCAAGCAGAUGAUGGAUUUUGAAUGGCUUCAAUUGUAAGUCAUAUACAAACGACUUCCUCACUAUUUGAACGGACAGUGUUCUAAUCUUCUAAUGUUUAAUUUUUGCCUGUUGUCGAGGUUAUGUUUUGAACAGUUAUGGUAAUCCAGGUCCUGAUUUUAAAUUGGGUCUUUAAGCAAUGCAUAUUGUGAAUUUUAAUA
Messenger RNA from Perca flavescens (yellow perch), 875 nucleotides. RefSeq lists its product as uncharacterized. The transcript has 6 exons. The record is from RefSeq and is a predicted model, not a curated record. Bases 1 to 714 code for a protein of 237 amino acids. Lineage: Eukaryota; Metazoa; Chordata; Actinopteri; Perciformes; Percidae.